Molecule: messenger RNA, 1430 nt
Organism: Actinia tenebrosa (Australian red waratah sea anemone)
Lineage: Eukaryota; Metazoa; Cnidaria; Anthozoa; Actiniaria; Actiniidae
Product: AP-1 complex subunit sigma-2
Biological process (GO): vesicle-mediated transport; intracellular protein transport
Cellular component (GO): membrane coat; AP-1 adaptor complex
Molecular function (GO): clathrin-cargo adaptor activity
Source: RefSeq, a predicted model, not a curated record
UGCAUGAGCCCGUCCACAUCUUCGAAGUUGAUAACAUUAUAAUGUUUCAGUUUAUGCUAUUAUUCAGCCGUCAAGGCAAAAUACGACUUCAAAAAUGGUACACCGCGACAUCUCAAAAAGAGAAGCGAAAAAUCACUCGGGAUUUAGUGACCAUGGUGCUGUCUAGAAAACCCAAAAUGUGCAGCUUUUUAGAGUACAGAGAUAUUAAAGUCGUCUAUAAAAGAUAUGCAAGCUUGUACUUCUGCGUUGGGAUGGACAAUGAUGACAAUGAGCUUGUUGCACUAGAAGUUAUACACAGAUAUGUGGAACUUCUUGACAAAUACUUUGGAAGUGUUUGUGAGCUUGAUAUUAUUUUCAACUUUGAAAAAGCAUAUUUUAUGUUGGAUGAGCUGUUAAUUGGAGGAGAAGUCCAAGAAACAAGUAAAAAGAAUGUACUUAAAGCUAUAUCUGCACAAGACCUUCUACAAGAGGAGGGCGAGUUGCAGAAAACACUGGAAGAGAUGGGGCUUGCCUAAGCACUGGUUCUCUAAUCCCCCUAAUCUCCUUUAAACUUCUUUGAUCUAAACUACUUUUCCUUUUUACUCUAUUCCUUCUACUUGUUCUGCAGCAAUUGGAACUUCAACAGACUCUUGAAGAUCUGGGCCUGUCUUGAAGAUAGAUGACUUGCUAACCUUCCUUUUAUUAAAAAACUUAGAAUGGCUAAUAAAUAUAACCAAUAACAUAGUAAAUCUUAUAACUUUACACAUCCAGUGUUGUCAAAAGCAGUUUGAAUUUAAGGUUUUGAUUGUGAUUAUUAGUUUUCUUGGCAUAAAUUCUCUCAUAAUCAUAAACAUUAGUUUGUAUUAUUACCAGCAUGAAUGUGAACUGCGAUCAUUUAACCGUUUCAAUACAAUAGAUUACUGAAAAGAUAUUAAAAUAUAUAAAUGAAAUUCAAAAUGUGAAAUAGUGCAUUGUACGAGAAUCAAGGCCAGCCACCAAGUGGUUAAGUCAGAGAAAAUUGAUUCAUUUGUAAUCAUUAUUGAUUCUUGAUAAGACAUCUUAGCCACUUAAAGCAGAAUUUCUCAUUAACAACUAAUAAAUUUGAAAAUUCAAGAAAAAUAGUUGCAAAUGUCAUUUGUUAAAUUGAUUUAUAACUAGUUAUUAUCUAAUCUCCUUAUAUUUGCUUGUCUGUUCUAUCAUUUAAAUACUUUCUGUGGUUUUGAUGAAUGAAGAAAAGAUAUAAAAUUUUAAACUCAUAAAUUGUAAUAAAAAUAAGAACAAUCUAAAUAAAAUAACUGAUUAUUCACCACUUAAAGAUUUUUGACUAAGCCAUCUUUUCUUAUUUCUGCUCCUUGAUAUCUUUGAAAAGAGACUACUUGAAACUUGAAAUGCUUUCUUCUCUUUUGAAUAACUGUGAAAAUUAUUAAAUUGAAACACAAUUUGUAUUGAUC